This is a messenger RNA of Harpegnathos saltator (Jerdon's jumping ant), 1886 nucleotides long. RefSeq lists its product as uncharacterized. Bases 718 to 1869 code for a protein of 383 amino acids. Lineage: Eukaryota; Metazoa; Arthropoda; Insecta; Hymenoptera; Formicidae. Gene Ontology annotation, cellular component: ciliary basal body; cilium. The transcript has 5 exons. Gene Ontology annotation, molecular function: microtubule binding. The record is from RefSeq and is a predicted model, not a curated record.
GAAAUAAAUUUGUAUAAAUUUAUAUCUAUAAGAUACAGGACAUCUAUAAGAUACAUUAUAAGAAACAGGAUUUGUCGUUUAUUUUUAAGUUGUUAUUCUUAUCCUGAUUCGUUAAUUGGCAACUGGUUGCAAUUGCGAAAUGAAUGAAUUAUAACCAUAAACGUUAUACAAUUGCACUUACGAUGACAGCUCAAUAUUCGAGUCUUAUUUUAGCAAAAUUUCAUCCUAUACAAUUCUACACUGUUAUAUUGCAUUGCUAAUCCUUAAAUCGUCAUUCCUGUCCUUACUUUUCACGCAAAAACGAGAAAUACACGUCAAGGAUACGCAAAGAUUACGAGCAGGAAUCGUGAGACCAUACAAAAAGGCAUCGACGUAUCCUAUCCUCUCGCAUUCUCGACAUCCUUCGAUAUCGAUUCUUGCGAUUUGUGAUAACCGCUUUUCCCGCGAAAAUUAUGACGGACGAGUCGUUAAGUCGUUUAGUGUCAAAAACAAUUCCUGGAUUUAUUGUUUUCGCAUUUUAGGAUCUUGAGUUGAUCCAGAAAAUUUAUACAUUCCACAUAAUAAACAUUUCUUUUUCAAACAGAUCUACAUACGUGAGACUUGAAGUAUCGAGAUUCUUCAAUGAAAAUAUUUUCACAAUGUGUUUCUCGUGUAUUAUUGAUACAUUAUGAAACGGAACUUCGAUCAAAUAACUGUAAUUGUUAAUACGUGGUAACAAUGGACUUGUACGGAAAGGAUAAGGGCAACGUCAGCUUGCCUCCACGUUUACAACCACCUGAUUUCAAUGAAGCUGCGCUCGAAGAGAUCAUUGUUAAUACGCAAAAGGCUUUCUAUAAUUUAAAAAUUGCAGAAACGAAUAAGAAAAUACAAAGGUUAGAAGAAAGGAAUAAGGAAUUGGAGGAUUGUUUAAAAGAUACGGAUAAUUCUAUUAAAGUCUUCCAAGAGAAAAAAUCUCAAGAGAUAUCUGGCUUAAAAUUACAAGUAGCUGCUCAAGUAGCCAGAGUGGAAGAAUAUAAAAAGCAAGUGAAUGCUUUGGAAAGCAUGAGGAUAGAACAUAAUCAUGCUUUAAAAUUGAUAACCAUUAAUAAAAGAUAUGAUAAUACGCGACUCAAGCUUAUUUCACAACUCAAACUCUUAAGUGAGUAUGCUAAAACUAACGCUUUGGAAGAUUAUAAAUCGGUACAAAAAACUCUGGAAGAGAAAUUUAAUACGCAAAAUGAAGUCUUAAUACAUGAAAAGGAACAUAUGUCAGAAAAAUUACGUCAGAUUGAACGAAAAUUCAAGACAGACAAGGAAAAACUCAGCGAAACAUUAUACAAUCAUCUCCUGGAUUUGGCUGGUGUAUUUCAACUUGAAGUAGCUCGACAUAUGCCAUAUUCCAUGUCUAAAUUGCUGUCAGAAAAUAUAGCUGUAAGCAAUAUGUUAUCUGCAAUGACAGAAAGUGCAGGCCUUAAAAAACAGAACUAUAUCGAACGCAAGAAUGCUGCAAAAAGAUAUAUGAAAAAAAGCAAUGACGUACAUUUGAAUACGAAACGAUUGUUACUAGUUACAAAACUGGAAAAACUCAUAAAUCCAAAAUUGUGUGAAAUUCGCGAUACAGCGAAAACUAAUUUAUCCAAGAUAAGCAAAUUUGAUUAUCUCAAAGAAGACCAAUAUGUAGUGAACAUAGACAAUGCGAGAAACAGAGCGCGACAAUGCGAGACGCGCGUUAAACACUUAGAAAUAUUGCUGUAUUGUGAGAAAGAGAAACUUACUAUUGCUGAACACAAAAAACAACAAUUAAUUAAGCAAUUACAAACACACACAGAGAUGUUCCAUGAUGUUCAAUAUGCAUUAAAGAAUCUAAAUUUGCAAAAAAAAUAUAAGUAAUCAAAGCUAAUUAAACA